ACUUGGUCAGCGUCUCCCUCUGACCAUGGCGAUGAAAGUGGACCUCAAGACCUCCAUCGACUGGAAGGAAGCGAAAGCUUUUCUGAAAGGUCUGAGCGACAAGCAGAGGGAGGAGCAUUAUUUCUGUCGAGACUUUGUCAGCCUGAAGAAAAUACCAACUUGGAAGGAUGCGGAGGCAAAAGGGGCUCCAGAUAAGAUGGGGAAAUCCCAGUACCAGGUGGACGGGGCCGUGAAUGAGAAGAUCUCAAUCUUCCGAGGGGACAUCACCAAGCUACAGCUGGACGCCAUUGUGAACGCGGCCAACAGCUCCCUCAUGGGAGGAGGCGGCGUGGACGGCUGUAUCCACCGCGCUGCCGGGCACCUGCUCAAGGAGGAGUGCCGCACACUCCACCGCUGUGAGACCGGCAAAGCCAAGAUCACCGGGGGCUACCGCCUGCCUGCCAAGUAUGUCAUCCACACCGUGGGGCCCAUUGUGCAGGGAGACCCGAGCCCCAGCCACGUCCAGGAGCUUCGCAGCUGCUACCGGAACAGCCUGCAGUUGGUGCUUGAUAACAGCCUUAGAUCGGUGGCCUUCCCUUGCAUUUCCACGGGGGUCUUUGGUUACCCCAGUGAGGCUGCGGCCGAGGUCGUCCUGGGCACCCUUCGCGAGUGGCUGGAGGAGCACAAGGACAAGGUGGAUCGGUUGGUGAUCUGUGUGUUCCUGGAAAAGGAUGAGAAGAUAUACCGCAAACUGCUUCCUUAUUUCUUCCCUGUGGCCUGA
This is a messenger RNA of Dromiciops gliroides (monito del monte), 760 nucleotides long. RefSeq names its product ADP-ribose glycohydrolase MACROD1-like. Gene Ontology annotation, cellular component: nucleoplasm. Gene Ontology annotation, molecular function: ADP-ribosylglutamate-[protein] hydrolase activity. The coding region runs from base 26 to 760 and encodes 244 amino acids. The record is from RefSeq and is a predicted model, not a curated record. The transcript has a single exon. Lineage: Eukaryota; Metazoa; Chordata; Mammalia; Microbiotheria; Microbiotheriidae. Gene Ontology annotation, biological process: purine nucleoside metabolic process; peptidyl-glutamate ADP-deribosylation; DNA damage response.